Messenger RNA from Mandrillus leucophaeus (drill), 1226 nucleotides. RefSeq lists its product as uncharacterized. NCBI's taxonomy places the organism in Eukaryota, Metazoa, Chordata, Mammalia, Primates, Cercopithecidae. The record is from RefSeq and is a predicted model, not a curated record.
AGACGCUGCAGAGGUCAAGGGAGACGGAAGGAUGUCGCCUCCAGGGCUGGGGCCACGGGCAGUGGCAGGGCAGGUUCAGUCGUCGAUGGCAAGUCUGUGGCUGACCACGCACGCUCACAGGGGUGGCCUCGAGCAGAGGUCGGACAUGAGAACCCAGGAGAAUUCGGGCCCCGGCUGCGGGACGGCUGUGCACCCCCACCCUGGCCGUGGCUGGCACCUCCGAAGGCACAGCUGUCCUUCACUCAUACAGAGCAACCUUGGGACAGAUGGUGCGAGAGGAACGGCAACUCGAGGAGGCACAUUUUAGGAACCUGCCCACGGAGCCAGCUUCGAUUCUCCAAACCUCUUCAGCCUGCACUGGCUGCCAGUCCCUGACUCGGCACGGAGGGCCUCACCAGCCAAUCCCCAUGCCCCGCCCCGGCACCCCCUUCACCAGGGGGCAAACUGUGCUCACCACCACCCAGCGCUCACCUCCCGGGCUCGGAUGGAUGGCAGGGAGUCUGACCCUUCUCUCUGGGGAUGCAAUUCUCUCUCUAAAGUCGAGAGCUCACCACCCCGGGCGUCAGUCACUGUGGACAUCACCGCAGACACCACCCCGGGCGUCAGUCACUGUGGACAUCACCGCAGACACCACCCCGGGCCCUCAGCACAGUGAGGAAAGCACCAGCCGCCUGCAGCCGAAGUACCCGCGGAGAGGGCCUGGAGUCUCCCCAGGUGCCCGGUGCCACAGGAAGUACCCGCGGAGAGGGCCUGGAGCCUUCCCCGGUGCCCGGUGCCACAGGAAGUACCCGCGGAGAGGGCCUGGAACCUCCCCAGGUGCCCGGUGCCACAGGAAGUACCCCGCGGAGAGGGCCUGGAGCCUCCCCAGGUGCCCGGUGCCACAGGAAGUACCCGCGGAGAGGGCCUGGAGCCUCCCCAGCAGCCACCUCACCCCUCUGCAAAACUGGCGCUCCAGCCGCCAGGAGCUGGAUGCGCCCCAGCUGCCCAGCCUUGUCUCCGGCACCUCUCACCUGGAACGCCUUUGGUUCACGCUGUCCACCUCCCCCAGCUGGGGGUGGCCCAGCAGCACCUCCCCUGGGAACUCUCUGGCUCCCCCGAUCUGGCCCCCGUUCCGAUUGAGCCCACCUCCCUCCCAUCGGCACUUCAUUCUGCCCGCAUCCCGGGGUCUUCACCCAUUACCCCGAUGCCCAGACACGGUGGGUGUCCAGUACUUCUCAGGGGACUAA